Molecule: messenger RNA, 8010 nt
Organism: Scedosporium apiospermum
Lineage: Eukaryota; Fungi; Ascomycota; Sordariomycetes; Microascales; Microascaceae
Exons: 3
Coding region: 1-8010 (2669 amino acids)
Molecular function (GO): methyltransferase activity
Source: RefSeq, a predicted model, not a curated record
AUGUCGGGCGAAGGCUCGCCUUUCGAGGACACGGGCCAGAACUGUCCUGGUCGUAGUGCUCCUUCGGGAAUUUCCAACCGCGAGACCUUCGAUACGAUUCCCGAUGGAGAACUUUAUGACGAACAGCCUCGGGUCAUUUCUCAACGACGUCAGAACCACGCCCACCCCCAGCAUCCCACUCAGAAUGCAAUGCCGAGCGCGAGCAACAGUGGCACCCCCAGAUUCGCUGACUGGCAGCAUUCUGCAGUGGGUCACGGUCUAGCCACAGGUAUCCCUCCUGCCAUUGACCAGCCGCCGAACGAUCAUCCUGUCGUUCCUGGUGUGGAUUCUGGUGCAAGCCAGUCCCCAGAUGAAUAUCCAAUUGACUUUGACUAUUUGGGAUUGAUGGGCGUUGCAUCCUACGACAACCUUACCCCCCAACUGCUCAGCUCCGGUCGCCUUCAGGCCUAUCCCGCAGCACACGAGCCUCCCCCUACUCCCCAGCCCAUCACCACUCCAGCUAUUCCCACCCCCCCCACCAAUCCUCACACCAUCCCAUCCACCCCUUCCAACAACGUCCCUCCUCCUUCCUCUUCGUUCUUCCUCCCCCUCCCCUGUUCCCCUCCUCCCCACCCUGCCAACACGCCGCAACCAUCCGCUCCCACUGCGGUCGACAACACAACUACCGCUUCUCAGGUUCUCGGUGACGGCGACGCGAUGGAUGUCGAUCCGCCCAACCCCCAACCUGCGGCUACCGCUGAUGCUGGUAACGGUGCUCAACCCUCCACGAAGAAGAGGCAGAGGAAGACGACGGUCGCGGCCAAGAAGCCUGCGAAGACAGCGGCGGCGAAGAGGCCUGCGAGGUCGACGGCUAAGAGGCCUGCAAAGGCAACAACAACCGGAAAGCCGGCGGCCAAGAGGGCGAAGACUUCCAAGGCAGCGACCAAGCGAGGAAAGGCCAAAAAGGCAAAGGACGCCGACGACGACGCCGACGGUGACGAAGAAGCGCAGGCGAACGAGCAAGAGCCCAAAGAAUCCGAAGACAAACACUUGAAAAUCGCCACUUCCAUCCCCGAGCUAUUCGUCUUUCUUUUCAAUGGAUUGUUGGAUCUCGGAUUCAAGGACAUCCUCGCGACCGGCGGGCGUCACUUCACCAUUGGCACCCUGUGCUCCGGCACCGACGCUCCCAUCAUCGCCCUCAAACUCUUCCAAGAGGCCGGAUACGCCCUCGGCCACAACAAGUCCCUUUCACACAAGCACCUCUUCAGCGUUGAGAUCGAACCCAUCAAGCAGGCCUUCAUCCGACGAAACAUCAAGCCUAAGGGCCACAUCUUCCGCGACGUCGUCGAGUUCGCCGGAAACGACAAGGCCACCACUGCCGCCGGUUUCCCGGCCGACGUGCCCACCAAGGUAGAUGUCGUCGUCGUCGGAUCGUCCUGUGUGGACUUUUCUUCUCUCAAUUCCAAGAAGAACAAGGACUUAGGCGCUUUGACGGCCCGAUACAACACCAGGCUCGACGACGAUGGAAUCGAUUUCGAGGCGUUUAUGAACGAGGCCAAGGAUGCGACUGGCGAAUCCGCCACGACUUUCCUUGCAUCGCUAGCGUACGUGAACAAGGCCCGGCCCAAGCUGGCCGUCAUGGAGAAUGUUAAUCAAUCCCCUUGGCAUGACAUUGUUAAUGUGUGGUUUCCCAUGAUUGGUUAUUCGGCGAUGCACGUCAAGCUCGAUUCCGCGAACUAUGGCGUGCCGCAUACACGCCAAAGAGGCUAUCUGGUCGCCGUGGACAAACGCCAUUACGGCGAAGAACGUGCGUCGAAAAUCUGCGAAACCUGGGAGACCCUCAUCGGCCAAGCUGAAUCGACUGCUCGCAUCCCGCUGCGCAAUCUUCUUCUUCGAUAUGGCGAUCGGACCGUUCGCGAGAACCUCAUCCCGAUUGAACGAGGAGCCAGCAGAGAGCCGACCGUUAAGGCAACCAUGUGCCAGAUGAGACACAAUCACGCCCGCAAGCAAUACGGUCUUCCUCGUGACGUCCACCAGUAUACACGCCUCGAUGCGCGUGGAGCAUGCAAACCGUACGAUUUGUCGCACAAAACGCUGAUUCAACGCCAGGGACCGAGGGUUUGUGACCUUUUGGACAUUGUCCAACUGCGAAUGAUGAUCGACAUCGCUCAUAAUUUUGAUUUCCGUUUCAAGAAUCAUAUUAUCGACUUGUCGCAGAACGUCGAUCGCAGCCCUGGUCAAGUAGGACAAUCUCCCUGUCUCACUCCCAACGGCCUGCCUUUCAUCACCAGCCAGGGUCGGAUGCUCGUCGGAUUGGAGGCACUCCGCCUUCAGGGCAUCGAGUCGGACAAACUCGUGCCGUCGACCGAGUGCGAUAAGGACUGGCGUGACCUCGCAGGAAAUGCCAUGACGACAUCUGUCGUUGGCUGUGUUAUCCUGGCGUUACUUCUCGCGGAGCACAACGCUUGCAUCGGUACGGAUUAUGGUCUCCAGGAGAAGGCGAACAGCUUCUCGGAAACCCUGCGCAAAGAGGGCACCCUGCGCAAAGAGGGCACCGUGGACGACGAGGGCACCGUGGACGAAGAGGGCACCGUGAAGGAAGAGGGCACCGCGCGACCCAGUGCAGUGAUCAAGAACGUUACUAAAGAGAUGUACGAAAACUGGGAUUCGUCUGUCCUGAACAACAUCAAAUUGAGCCAUUUGUUCCUGCUCCACAGGUUCCGAUGCAGCAAGUGCUUGGGAAAUCCCUUGCACAACUUUGUGGAUUUUCCGAUCAAUUUUAAAUUGUUCAGCGAGGCGGAGACGUUGUCGCGCGUCACGAAAUACUUCCCGCCUACUUUCACCUUGACGUCGCGGGGCGGAGUCGGUAUUCGAGUUCCUGCACUCGAAGAUUUCGGCGACGUGUAUCUCUCCGAUCGCGCCAAAGAAGCCUUCGAUGUCUGCUGUGCGAACACGACAUAUUACUUCAAGGAAUUCCACGUCGGGCAAGUUUUGACCGCUCGAUACCAUUCUGCUCGCUCUCACGUCGACAUCUCAAUCGACGAGGACUCGCUUACGUGGAAUGUGUAUCUGGAUGUUGAAGGUUGCAUCAUCUCCAAGAAACUCGGGUACCUUCAGGAUCCCGAGUACAACGUAAUGAGGGCUGUCCUCAAGAACCCCGAUUCGAUGGUCAUUCCCCGUGAGGAGGAUUGGCGUCUCUGGGUCGACGACAAACACACGGUCAUCGUCAAUGUUCACCCGGGUAUUGAGCGCCUUGACGGCAUUAAGUACGAUCUCGUGUCAAUGGCUGACCACGCCGGCAACGUGGUUUCACAAGGCCAGGCUUUCGACAAUGUGGUUCAGCUUCUCGGUGACGCGUACACGCUCACCGAGCACUGCGGGACGUCCCAUUCUCUUCUGUAUGUUCAGAAGAGGAGCGGGCUCUACCACUUCCUUGAUCCCGAUAAGGAAUGCCACGGCCUCAACGAUCGAUGGGUCAUUGCGAAGACGAAUCGGAUGCUGCAUGACUUUGAGAACCGCGACGUCCUUCUCUAUUUCGAUAAAGAGUAUCGUCCUUGUCGAUCAAAAUGGGAACGUAUGAUUAAUCCAGCCACCAUUCCGCAGGUGAUUGGAGAAAAUCGUCCGCAUAGUGGCCUGAGGUGCGAGUACCCAGGAUACUGGGCUAGUGUUGCUGCAUCUAAGGAUCUGGCCAGAGCCUUGCCAACAUCAAUCAACUCGAUCGCAAAACUCCCCGAGGUCCACGUCGGCGACGGCAUGUGGCAACACGUUAAGGAUCAUCAGUGUAAUAAAGCGGAGACAUGGGUGCAUCUCAAGAUCCCUCUGGCAGACUUCCCGUUCCCGAAUUCAUUCUAUGCCGCUUUGUGGCGGGAUAGUUCCGGUAACGGCGAAGGCAUGUUCGUCGACUCUUCGAGCCCUUGCCCCGUUCGACAGCGCGACAGAGAUGCUUUACUUCGAACGAUUAGAUUUGCUCUAAUCUGUCUUCCUCAGGGGGGCGGUCAUCCGGGGUCUGUUCUCCUCGGCACGGAUCUCUGUGGUGAUUGUGUUCCAGUCACGCCGGCUGUCCACCGAAUCAGGAACGUGCAAGACAAAGUCGUUGAGAUUAUUUCAGAUGCAAAACAUUGUGAGCAAUUUGAGAACCGCAUCAAUGACCGACCAACUACCGUAUCCAUUUCGGUCAGUGCUUCCGAGGCCUCGACCCUCGAGGUUGACAUCAAAGUAGAUCUGGGGACUUUGAUUCACCGCGCCGCCGGUUAUCUUCCCCGAGAAGGUGUUCAGAAGGGCGUACGGAGGGAUUUGAGCCAGACUCAAGGCACUGCUGAACUCGUGCACAACUUCCAUGACACGCCCAAAGCUUUUACUCCGUUCGAGACGAAGCUUCGGCCUGUCGUCGACACCGAUAUCAACAAGUCUCCGCCUCCUCCCCCAUCUUUCCCAGAAGACCUGAGUCUCCGACCAGAUCAGAAACUGGCACUUGGGUGGAUGAUUAAACGCGAGGAUUCCCCUGACGAGUACAUGGAGACAGAAGUCGAGGAAUACAUCGAGCAGUCGGUGGGUCUCCGCCUGGUCGGACGCGCGAAGACACCGAAUAAGUCCAAGGGUGGCGUUUUGGCUCAUCAAGUCGGGUACGGAAAGACGGUUAUUUCGCUAGCUUUGAUCGAUGUACAACGUCGUCUUGUCAACGAGUCCAUCCAAGAGCGACGCGGCUGGAUGGGAGACAGACUCGUGCAUCUCAAAGCGACGCUAAUCGUCGUCCCCAAUCACAUUAUCGGCCAUCGAGAAAAGCUCGAAGAGGCCGACAUCGUCUUGAUAUCGCAUACCACCGCGCGGCUUACGGCUUCGGCGCGAGACACCUUCGCCGCGGCGUCUGGCCAGGUUAAAAUGGCCGGACCCGACACCAAGAGAAACUUUGAAGAGUUUUAUUUCCCAGGCUGCGAUAAGCUCCGCGAUCUCUACCGACGCCAUGUCAACGGUGGUGAAGAUUUCAACGUUGCCGAGGAAGCGUUGAAAGCAGUUGCGGCGAACCAGGAAAUUCUUAAUGAUGCCUGCAAGAACCACGUGCCGCCGAGCAAGCGUCGAAAGGGCGGCGUAGUGUCGACGACGGAUGCUUCCACAGACAGCAACGGACAGUCCCGCAAGUCCCGCAAUGCGAGCAAGCUGCCCGACAUUCGCGACCUGUCGCAGUCGAGUCGCGAGAAGGUGUUAGAACAGGCAGCGUAUGCGCACAAGGGCGCGACCCUUUUCGAGUUUUACAGCUGGGACAGGAUCAUCUAUGAUGAGUUCUCGUACUCCGACGUGUUGGCUACGGCGUUCAUCAUCCAGAGUGUGGCGUGCUCCAAGUGGCUUCUGUCUGGUACGCCCCCGAUGUCGUGCCUAGCGAAGAUUUGCGACGUGGCGUCCAUGAUCAACGUCCACGUUGCACGAGAGGAGCCGGCUCUGCCCCUGUACCUGGGACCCAUCACCGAGGGCCCGUCGCCCACGGACAUGUCUGCGUCUGAGCAGUAUCGAGCACUCCGGCAGUUGAAGUCGGAGGCGUUCGCGCAUGAGCGGCAUCUGCAAGGAGAGAAGUUUGUAUCGAUGUACAUGCGGCAGAAUUCGGCUGUUGUGAGCGACUGUUACAAAGUCAUUCGCAAGGUCGUCUUUGUUCCGAGCGAAACCACGUCGAAGGCCAACUACUUCCGAUUGCAACAGUGUCUGUAUGAUGCUCGUUGGGACGUGCUAAGCUUGUCGGGCGAUAGCAGCAACGCUGUGCGGGCCAUUCUGAACUUGAAAAAGAAGACGGAUGCCUUCCAGUCUCUCACGCAGCAGGAACGGUACGACGCAUCGGUCAAGACCCUCCUAGUAUUUUCGGCGCUCCCAAUGGGCGAGACAUGCGAUCUCCUGCAAGGCCGGAAUACUGGCAACAUGACGGUUUCAGAUGUUCUCCAUCUGAUUGUGGAUGAAGCGAAGACGUCAUAUGUGAAGAUGGGACGGAUUUUGAAGUCUCAAUUCGACCGAUUUAUGUGGCUCGCACAUCAGUUCGCCGAGCCGGCGGAAGAGAUUGUGGACGGUGGUGCCGAGAGAGGUGAUGCAAACGGAGGCGAUGCCGAGCUCAACGGCGGAGGUUCCGGUUCCCAUCCCGCCACGACGGCGGCCACCCGCUCAACGAAGUUUAACCAGGCGGACACCUACCGCGUGGGGAUAAUCCGCCAUUGUUCUUCACGAGACGUCAAGGAGUUUGGGGGUCUAGAGAUUGCCAGCAUUGUUCGGAAGAUCCUCUUGGGACCACGUGAGAAUGAUUCGAUGUAUGAUAAUCCGCAAAACUGGAGUACCGAGACAUGGCAGGCUCGGGACGGCGGCGCUGGGACUAGCUACUUUGUUGACUGGUAUCCGGACCCUUUCGCGAGGAUAAAGUCGUUGUCGAAGCAUGAGCUGUGCCUUAUCAUUCGCGACUGCUUCCAUGCUCUUGGAGAAGACUCCCAGAUGUUGGAAGAUCUAUCAAUGGAUGAGCUCCGAGCAAAGGCGGUGGGUCUGGUGGAUCGGACAAUUGCUGAGAGGGUGGUUGUAUACAAUCAAGAUUCGAUUGAAAGGGAGUGCGGAUUCCUUAGCCGUCCCAAGAGCCUGGAUGAGAGUGGGAACGAGAAAGAGCGUGCGAUGACUGAGGGGCAAGAAACCGAGUUGCAAGUUUUGCGGAUGAAACACCGGAACAUCGGACUAAAGGCACUUCAAAGUGAUAUUGUCGAACACCUUCGGAAGAGCCUCUGUCGAUUCGAGGGAGGAAAUGCUAGUGACAAGGACUUUGAGUUCGGGUCUGCUGUGCCAUGUCGCUUCCCCAUUGUGGGACAGACAAAGGUGACGCGGGGCACGCAACUUGAAGAGGGUCUAGACGACUUGAUCUUGACCUCUCUGAGCGUCGAAGAGGCCGCUCGAAACCUCAUCCAAGAGGCGUUCCGUCGAUAUAGGUUCCUCAACUCUAUUUCACUGCUUGCCAAGCAAGUCCUCGAUGGUCGAUGGUGCCAUGAGUGUGGAAGGUGCGACGUCGCCCAUGACAAGGCACAGGAGUAUUGUGACUGUCAACAUCUCCUUUGCCAUUCGUGCUCAGGCCAAAACGAUUCCUGCCCAAAAUGCACCAAGCAGGGCAAAGCAUCUCGCAGAAAGGCCAGCAUGCUGCCGCCUGGUCUUUUCUGCAACGUUUGCAAGGUGACACAGAUCGAGGCACCAGAGGAUGCUCUUAUCCUGACCAGUUGCGGGCACUUACUUUGCAAGCGAUGCUCGGAGGAGAUGAAGGACGUGGGACCGCCCAAGGAUGACGGUAGCUGCGAGUUGCCCGUGUGCCGGGCAGACGAAUGUAACUGCAUCUUGACGGGAGAGGCUGUGCCGGGCAACGCAUUCGUGACGAGUCGUGGUGACACACCGGUGAGCUCGCUAGGUAUGGGCGGUAAACUGCAAAAGACGGUUGAUAUUGUCCAGGCAGCCAAGAACGCCAACGAGAAGGUUCUUGUAUUUGUCCCCUACCCGGAACAGAUGGGGCCCGUUGAUGCCGCUCUACGCACAGCGGGUUUCGAUGUAGGGAGGACGGACCGGGCGCAGCCAGAUGAGGAGCUUCGCCGGUUCCAGAGGGGCAAGGGAGAUGUCCUUCUUCAGCUCCUGUCCGCGCCGGAAUCAGCUGGCAGCAACUUGGUAAAUGCGAACCAUAUCGUGUUUGUCGGCCCGCUGUUCAGUCGUGACCAGCGGCAAUGGGAGAUGGUCAUGAAACAGGCAAUUGGUCGUUGCAACAGGCCAGGACAGACGAAGGACGUCUUCAUCUACGACCUGGUUACAACCCACACCCUUGAUGUAGACGUGUUGGAGCAUCAUUUGGGCAGGACACUGCAGCCGGCUGAGGGGGAGAUGGAGAUGGAGAUCCAGGCAGGAUCUCCCGGAACGACUGGAGAGGACGAGGGUGGUGAUUCCGAGGUGGUGAGAAGCACGUUGAGUUCGGUUCUGGCCGCCAACGAGGUCUCAAUGUUGCUUCGAAAGUCAUUUGAUCCGAAAGAUGUUGACAAUAUCUUUUGA